Molecule: messenger RNA, 834 nt
Organism: Halteromyces radiatus
Lineage: Eukaryota; Fungi; Mucoromycota; Mucoromycetes; Mucorales; Cunninghamellaceae
Exons: 2
Coding region: 78-761 (227 amino acids)
Source: RefSeq, a predicted model, not a curated record
CUUUCUUUCUAUUUUUAUUAUAUAUUUUUUUUUCUUCUACUUUUUCUUUUUUUCUUGAAUGGAUUGAUAAAUAUAAUAUGAAGUAUUCUUUGUUCACUACUAUACUAUUGAUGAUAUUAUGGAAUAAAUCUAUAUUUGGUCAGACUAUCACAAAUAAAAGAGAAAUGGACCAAGAAUUACAUUCAACGUUCGAAAAUACUAGUUAUAACCGAACAUAUAAUUCAUAUCAAGACCCGGAAGAAUCGAAACUCGACAUAGUUUAUGCAAAUUCAUCAGAUUAUAUAUCAUACAUAAAACGUGCAGCUACAGCAUCUUCUGAUCAUAAAGUACAACACAGUUCUGCAUUUAAUGUGAUUCAUGUUAUUGCAGCCGUUGCUGGUAUGUUAGCUCUUCUUUUAGUUGGUAUUGUGUCAUUUAUUAUGCUUCGACGAAGAAGACGAAAACAACAACAACAACAACAGCAACAUGAUUCUCCAUCAUUUGAUACCAUAAAAGAAACAACAAUACCCGUCACUACAUCGACAUCCCCUUCAAAUAUGCAUCCUACUACUAUUUUAUACAAGAAAAACUCAACUCAAUUUCAACAAUUUGCCAAUGAUUUUUGUCAUGAUGAUUUACCAAUGACCACUCCUGUUACUAGUCCACCUCCUCCAUCCAUACAACAAGUCUAUUUACAAUUAGAAUUAUUAAAACAACAACGUUCAUCCACCACACAAGAUCAGUCAUCUUCUACUAGUGCUCCCCCUCCAUAUCAUCUAUAAUCAUUAUUAUUUAGAUUAGUCUUCCCCUCUCUUGAUUUUGUAUAUAAUAAUAAUAAUAAAAAUGUGGAUUGUC